Molecule: messenger RNA, 3261 nt
Organism: Ochotona curzoniae (black-lipped pika)
Lineage: Eukaryota; Metazoa; Chordata; Mammalia; Lagomorpha; Ochotonidae
Gene: CCNJL
Product: cyclin J like
Exons: 6
Coding region: 99-1250 (383 amino acids)
Biological process (GO): mitotic cell cycle phase transition; regulation of cyclin-dependent protein serine/threonine kinase activity
Cellular component (GO): nucleus; cytoplasm; cyclin-dependent protein kinase holoenzyme complex
Molecular function (GO): cyclin-dependent protein serine/threonine kinase regulator activity
Source: RefSeq, a predicted model, not a curated record
GCUUGGCGCCUGGCGCCCCCCCACCCCCCAACGCCUGAGGAGGGAUGCGGAGCGCUCCGAGUGCCCGGUAGCCGCGGCUCGCGGCGGUGCUCGGCGUGAUGGAUGAACCGUGGUGGGAAGGGCACGUCGCCGCCGACGUCCACCGCAGCCUGCGCGAGAAGGAAAUGAAGCUGCCCACCUUCCGAGCCCACUCCCCGCUGCUGAAGAGCCGCCGGUUCUUCGUGGAUACCUUGACUCUGCUGAGCAGCCACUGCCAGCUGUGUCCCACAGCCCGGCACCUGGCCAUCUACCUGCUGGACCACUUCAUGGACCGCUACAACGUCACCACCUCCAAGCAGCUGUACGCCAUAGCCAUCUCCUGCCUCCUGCUCGCAAGUAAGUUUGAGGACAGGGAAGACCGUGUGCCCAAGCUGGAGCAGAUCAACAGCGCGAGGAUCCUGAACAGCCACAGCCUCGGCUUCACCAAGAAGGAGCUGCUGAACACAGAGCUGCUGCUCCUGGAGGCCUUCGGCUGGAACCUCUGCCUGCCCACGCCCGCCCACUUCCUGGACUACUACCUCUCGGCCUCCAUCAGCCAGAAGGACAACCACUGCCACAUCUGGCCUGCCACUUGCUCCCACAAGACCAAAGAAUGCCUCAGGGAGUUUGCCCAUUACUUCCUGGAGGUAACCCUGCAAGAUCACGUAUUCUACAAAUUCCAGCCUUCCGUGGUGGCUGCAGCCUGCGUGGGGGCCUCGAGGAUCUGCCUGCAGCUUUCCCCGUACUGGACCAGAGACCUGCAGAGGAUCUCAAGCUACUCCCUGGAGCACCUUGGCACAUGCAUCGAACUCCUGCUGGUUGCCUAUGACAAUGUCCUCAAGGAUGCUGUGACAGUCAAGAGCCAGACCUUGGCAAUGGUUCCUGGCACAUCCUCUACCCCCGCCCAACUACUGUUCCAGCCUGCCGCCUACCCUGCCCUCAGCCAGCCCACAGCCACCCUUGCACAGUUCCAGGCCCCUGUGCCAGACAUGAGCUUGGCCUGUCGGGACUCCCACCAUCCGGGAAGCCUGCUCUCUGGGGGCAGCAGCUCUUCCCUGCAUACCCCCUUCUCCGCCCUGCAGCCCCUGGAGGUUUGUCCUGUGCCCGUGCCCGCCUCCCUGAGCAUGCAGAUGGCCGUCGCUGCUGAACCCAGGCACUGCCUUGCCACCGCCUAUGGAAGCAGCUACUUCAGCGGCAGCCACAUGUUCCCCGCUGGCUGUUUUGACAGAUAAGCCACCUUGAGGCUACAUGGGAGACCCUUGUGGAGGGAGCAGUCGGAGGUGGAGAGCUCGGCCAAGCAAGGCAACCCAGGAGGCCAUCCCCAAAGACCCUCAUGAGCCUCUGAACAUGGGCUCCAUGCCCUUUCUCAUUAAAGCGACCUGGGUGAAGCAUUCGAUGACAUACCUCACCCAAGAGCCUCCCUCUGAGAGACGCCUUCCACGUGUGGCUUCCACCGUGACUGGAGAAAGGCGUGAGCAGAGGUCAGCGCCUUGGGGACUGGCUGGCAGUCACUAGCGCGCAGGCGCGUCCUCUUCGUUGACAGCACCUGCACCCAGGGGUGUGGGCGGCUUGGUUUGUUUCCAGGGCCCCUGCAGGACACAGGCUUGGGUGCUUUUCUUUGCAGGGUUUCGUCCAGAGGGGCCUGUGCCUCUGUGGGAACCUGAGUCUGCCUGGCAAGGCCCAGUGGGCUAUUCUUCCUGGCUUUGUUGUCGGACCUCAGAGCUUUCUGGGCCUUUAGAAGUUUGCCCGUGCUGCUACUGCGUCCCAAAGUGAUCUAGCCUUCUGUCCAUUGAGGUGUUUGUUUACAUACUAUGUCAGGGACUAUGUGAUACUUGAAAUAUUUCUUUAAAAAAAAAAAAAAAAAACUACUUCACUGCCACACAGCCUGUCCCAUGUGAUGGCUGUCCUGAGUUUUGGUUUUAACCGGGCUUGGGACAGGCCUGUCAACAACUUUGACAAAGGCGUGCAGUUGGGAGAAUCGCUUUCUAGGGUCUCUGUUCCAGAAGAUUCUGCAUUGUAAUUGCCGUGUUCACCUGUCCAACUUUGAUCACCACUAGGUUGGGUUAGGGAGGGAGAAGGUUGCUGAAGGGAAAGGAAGGGUUUGAAGCAAGUAGCUCCUACCUCCCUGCUCCCCAUGCUUACAGUGUGUGAGUGCAGAUCCUGGCCCAGCCUGGAGUUUGGCCAGAAGUGAAAGGUAACAGUGUGGAAUGUUUGUUUAGCCUGGCCAGGAUUGUGGGGGACAGGGCUGGACAUGGAAAGGUGACACCGCUGCUACUUGGUAAGCGAUCAGUUGGAUGGAAAGCCAGUGUUGGGGGUUCUGCCGUGAGAGGGGCCUCAGGAAGACUGCCGUAACCAUGUGCAAUAUGUUUUUGUUCCGACUCGCGGCCGGCGCUCAGCACGUUCUUUGGGUUUCCUUAUGAGGGGAUAGAUGCAUCGCGUGCCUCUCAAAACUGGGAGGCACAAAGGACCACGGAAGCAGUUUUCGACAGGACACAUUUUUGCUUUUUCUCUGGACUCCCUGCUGGGGGCCUGCAGCAAGGACCGGUGAGGUCAGGCAGCUGCAUGCCACCGACUUGGAUCCGAAGUUUGUGAAGCUUCGCGGAGCAGAGACGAGGACGUGCUGUGCCCACGGAGGGACAAGCGGCUGGGCAAGGAGCAGGCACUAUUGCUUUGUCACACUAACAUAGGAAACUGCACGCUCGUUUGUUGUUUUUGUUUGGUUCUUGGCCAACCUGCUUCUAUUUAUGUGUGACUGGUUUGGAUUUCAAGUUAUUAUAUUUUUUUUGAGGCUGGGGACUCGUGAGAGAAGGCCCCCCCCCCACCCCGAGCUUUACAGGCCAACUCUGUCCCCUGGGAAAAGGCAGCUGCAAUAAACACACCACCUGCUCUUGGUCUCUCUGCUCUUUUCCUGGGCGACCCCCACCCUCCAGCCAGCUCCUCCUGCCUUCUCUGGCAUUUUUUUCUGGGUAGGAGUGGGGGAGGGAUCAGCCAGACUGAUUACCCAAAGCUGGCUUUCCUGGGGAGAUGCGCCAAGCAGAGGAGUGUGUCUGGCUGGACACCCGUCUACGCCUGUUCCUGCUGCUGGGAACACACAGCCUGGGCACACACCACUGCCAGCAACCCCAGUUCUGUGCCAUGGUCAGGGGGGGUGCAUCUGGCGAUGCUCUCCUGGCUCACAGGGUCCCAAGGUGAUGGCGGGGCAUCCCGUGGCUGAUUCAGCCUUCCUGGCCACCACAGCAGACC